Messenger RNA from Caenorhabditis sp. 36 PRJEB53466, 883 nucleotides. NCBI's taxonomy places the organism in Eukaryota, Metazoa, Nematoda, Chromadorea, Rhabditida, Rhabditidae. The record is from the annotation of a GenBank genome assembly.
AUGUCGUCCCUCCUCGAAUCCGUUUACCUCUUCAUCUCGUCCCGAUUCCGAAAACUCGAUAAGUAAGUCUGUUUCCCAAAAUUCUAGGACUAAUUUUUGUAAAAAAAAAAAUGUUUUUGUUCACUGUUUCAAAGUUUCAAUUCAAUAACUACACAAUGUAUAAUUUUCAUGGCUCGCGUUGACUUUUUGUUGAAAAAUGACAAGAACUGUACAGAAUCAAUGAAUGAAAAUAUUAUUUUUUUGUCUGUUUCAUCUAAACACCAUAAAAUUAGGGUUUUAAGUUAAAAUGUUGAACUGAUGUUCAAAGUGUCAUAACAAAUUAUUCAGAAACAUAAAAAAGCGAUUCGGAUUCACGGACAAGGAAAAAGAGGAUGAGUACGGAUGGACGGACUUGGACCGGCUGAAUUUAAUACGCGUCUGUCAAAGUCAUCGAGAAUGGGACCAGCGAAUUAUUGCGAUGCGGAGGGCCUACAGAGACAUCAACAGUCAGCCGAGGUUCCUCACCGAAAAUGUACGUUCUUUUCGCUUUCAAACAUGGCUCGGAUUUUGUUGUCAAAGUGCACGGGUGUCAUAUUUAUCUGUGUGGCAAUGAGAGGCAAUACGGACAGACACAAAGAAAUUUCAAAAAUUUUUAAAAAAAGAACUGUUUCAGUGCUGUCGUGAAGAACUGGAACGUCUGCUAAGCCUGCCCACUCCGUCGCUUUCGGAGAAAUCGAAAAUGGAAAAAUGGGCGGAGCAUUUCAUUUUCAAGGACGGAAAGCAAUCGGAAGAAGAAGAGGAAGACGAAGAGGAAGAAGAGGAAAAUCACGAGAUUACCUUCAACAAUAAUUAUUUGCCAGCCAAUUGUACCACAAAAAUCAGCCGGCAUAACCAGUUAAAGUGA